AUGCAAUCGUACCACAAAAACGUUCCUUCAAGCCGCGUAAUCUACCGUCUAAACGACGCGAUGGACAUCAUUUCACACCGCCUCCUCAAAGAACAAGGAUUUUAUUGCAAAAGGAUAAACGAAGAGGAAUGCCCCAUGAUAAUCAGCCCUAUCAAGAUUCAGAUUCCUGUAAGGAUGCUUAAGGCUAUUAGUUUUGGGCCAUUUAUUUAUGCUAUUGAAGCUAAAAAACAAGUUUUAUCUUUAGAAACAUUCAGGGUUUGGGAUAUAUUUCUUGCCAAUAUCCUUCUCUUAUGCAUUAAAGGAUGUUCUCCUAAUUGCAAGAACGCUAAUUGA
Messenger RNA from Lactuca virosa, 333 nucleotides. NCBI's taxonomy places the organism in Eukaryota, Viridiplantae, Streptophyta, Magnoliopsida, Asterales, Asteraceae. The record is from the annotation of a GenBank genome assembly.